This is a messenger RNA of Prosopis cineraria, 1285 nucleotides long. Its product is annotated as putative DNA glycosylase At3g47830. NCBI's taxonomy places the organism in Eukaryota, Viridiplantae, Streptophyta, Magnoliopsida, Fabales, Fabaceae. The record is from RefSeq and is a predicted model, not a curated record. Gene Ontology annotation, biological process: base-excision repair. Bases 57 to 929 code for a protein of 290 amino acids. Gene Ontology annotation, molecular function: catalytic activity. The transcript is spliced from 4 exons.
ACUCUCACUCGAAACCUAUGUCUCACCAUUAAUACAGCGACGUUUGAAUCCGAAGAAUGGGGAAGAUUCGCAAAAGAAAACAGCCUGAGAAUGAUCUACAGUCGAAGUUAAAUUCUUCCUUCGAGACUCGACCAAAAUCCACCAGAGCCAAGAAUGGCGCCUUUGAAAACCUGAAAGAUCCAUACCCAAGUCACGCUCGACCCACCCCCGAAGAUUGCCGAGCCGUCCGAGACACUUUAUUGGCCCUGCACGGUUUUCCUCAAGAGUUCGCCAAGUAUCGCAGAAAAUCAACGGACGAUGCCGUGAAAUUGGCACAGGACGCCACUGAGUUGCCUGCCCUAGAAGAGAGUGUUCUGGACGGUUUGGUUCGGACGGUGCUCUCGCAGAAUACUACGGAGACAAAUUCCCAAAGGGCUUUUGCUUCCCUCAAAUCUGCCUUUCCUACAUGGGAAGAUGUUCUUAGUGCUGGCGUCAAGGAUGUAGAGGAUGCCAUUCGAUAUGGUGGUUUGGCUCCAACUAAGGCUGCUUGUAUUAAGAAUGUAUUAAGUUGCUUGCUUGAGAGAAGAGGAAAAUUAUGCUUGGAGUAUUUGCGAGACUUGUCUCUUGAUGAAAUCAAGUCUGAGCUAUCUCUUUUCAAAGGAAUUGGUCCCAAGACAGUAGCUUGUGUCUUGAUGUUCAAUCUUCAGCGAGAUGAUUUUCCUGUGGACACACACAUAUUUGAGAUUUCAAAAACCAUUGGGUGGGUACCAGCUGUUGCGGACAGAAACAAGACGUAUCUUCAUCUAAACCGCCGGAUCCCAAAUGAACUCAUGUUUGACUUGAACUGUCUUCUGUAUACACAUGGUAAGCUCUGUAGUAAAUGUACCAGUAAGAGAGGCAACCAACCUAAAAAGGCAAGUAGUGAUAACUCUUGUCCUCUGCUGAAAUAAUGUGAGGGGUCGGUUUGAAUUCUGAACUCUGCAGACUAACAAUUUUGAUUCUUCAGUCCCGCUUUUUUUUUUUUUUUUUAUGGGAUUAGGUCUUCUGUUCAUAAUUCAUAUGCAACCUUAGAAUGGUGCAAGUUAACUUUGACUCUGAUGUCCUAGGAGUAAUGCUUCAUUUGAGAUGUUUGCUUGGUAUCAAGAUAUCCAACAUGAUUGAAUGCACGCGUUGUAAUUUGGUGAUGUAGUUUUGUUGAAAGAUAAAUCAUCAUCCAAAGUUCCAUGAACUAAUUCUUUUAUAGGGGGAUCAUAUCUACAGGUUGUCUUGUCAACAAUAUCGGUAAUGGAAUAUUACUAUAACACCA